Molecule: messenger RNA, 966 nt
Organism: Ichthyophthirius multifiliis
Lineage: Eukaryota; Ciliophora; Oligohymenophorea; Hymenostomatida
Product: ligand-effect modulator 3 LEM3 family protein, putative
Exons: 4
Cellular component (GO): Golgi apparatus; endoplasmic reticulum; plasma membrane
Source: RefSeq, a predicted model, not a curated record
AUGAGUUAAUGGAAAGGUUCGAAUAAAUUAAAGGCUGGAAUUUUAUAUAUUCUUGCAGGUCUUUAUUUAUUAAUAGCAGGAAUAAUAUUUGCAAUUAAAAACAAUGAAGCUUAUGAAUACAGAGUUGAAUAUAGUUCACUUGAAAAUUGUAGUCCAAAAGCUGAAACUUGCUCUUUUUAAAUAAAUUUAGACUAAGAUUUGAAUCCUCCAAUUUUUAUACAUUACGAGUUAAAGAACUUCAAUUAAAACCAUCAAAUAUAUUUGGAUAAUUUUGAUAAUAGCUAAGUUUAUUAAAAUUCAAAUUAACCUUCUAAUCCAAAUUAAUGCACCGGUUUUAAAACAAAUAAAGAAAUAAAUAAAAAGCUAUUGAAAAUUUAAAAUUGGGAAAAUAAACAUUAUGUACCUGAUGAAAAUAAAAUUAUAAUGACAAACAUGAAUAAAAAAUUACUUCUUUCUACUUAAUUAGAUGACGUUGCUAUUCCUUGUGGAUUGAGAGCUUUUACUUAUUUUUAAGAUACUUAUUAAAUUUAAAGUCUAUAAGAUGGUGAAAUAAUUAAAAUUUAAAAUAAAAAUAUUGCUUGGGAAUAUGAUAGGAAAAAUAUUAAAAAUACUAAAAAUCCUGAAAAACAAUGGAUUGAUAUGGAAAACGGUUUUUUAUAAAUAAAUUUAUGUAUUAAUUUAUUUUUACAAAAAGAGCAUUUCUAAAAUUGGAUUAGACCUUCAGGAUUAUCGAAAUUUAAAAAACUUUGGGGAAGAAUAGAACAGAAAUUGACUAGUGGAUAAUAUAAAGUUACAGUAUAAAAUUAGUUUAAUGUUUCUUUGUAUGAUUCUACUAAAUCGUUCCUUUUAGGAACUGUUAAUUCAAUGGGAGGUAAAAAUAUAGUUUUAGUCAUAUCACAUUUAGUUUCUGGCUCUAUUAUAUUCGUUUUGGGUUUAUUCUUUUUAGUUUAUCAUUUUAAAAAAUGA